AUGGGGAGACCAAAGCGGCAGAAACUGCCCAAUACGACUCUGAAGCGAGCUGUGCUCAGCCUGCUGCCCGCCUGCUGUGCCCGCUUCCUCUGGAGCCAGCCCAACCAGCUCCGCCUCAGCAAGUUCUUCCUGGGCGCAGGCGUUGGGGGCUUCCUGGCCCUCGGCCUCUCCCAGCUCCUCCUCUUCCCCACGAGCCUCGACGAGGGUCACAAGAUCAAGCUGAUGUACGGGCUGGCAGGUGUCAGUGCCCUGGGCUGGGGCGUCUCCCCGCACUUCCGCUGCGCCAGCCUCCUGGUCGCCCCCAAGUUCCUGGGCAAGGAGGGGCGGCUCUACCUGCUCACCUACGUCCUGGCUGCUGUCUAUGACGGCCCCAUCGCCAACAUGCGCCACAACCUGGACGAGGCGAUCCGCUCCGUGGGCUGCACCGUGGAGCUGCAGAUCAACCACAGCCGGCAGAUCUGGAAGGUGUCCACGGCCCCCCUGCGUGCCGUGCUGCGCGACAUGGUGAAGGGCGGACGGACCCUCAAUGCGGAGACCCGGAACGUCUCGCAGGCUUUCGCGGGGCUGAACGAGCAGGUGGCCAGUGAGGCAGGGUACGGCGUGAGGCGGCCGCGCCGGGCACAGGGGCAGCGCACCCCCAGCACACAGCAGCUGUACGAGCAGAAAACCAAACUGCGCUGCAAAUUGAUGCACACCUGGUGCAGGGACAAGAUCCCCGUGGAGGGAAACUUCGGCCAAACCUACGACAAAGUGAACGGCUCCGUGGCUGGCAUCAGCCAGGACUUCAGCGCCCAGCUGGUCGUCCAGCACGAGCCCCAGGACACGCUGAUGGGCGUGAAUGUUUCCCGGGAGCGGCUCACCGAGGAGGUGACCGCGCACGUGCGUCAGCAGAGUGUCCGGCUGGGCCAGGCCAUCUCCGUGCUGCGCCUGCUGCUCUCCUGCACCUUCCUCUUCAUCUUCAUCUCUGCUUUCUCCUACAUGAACCACUAUAACCAUGAUAUCCGCUUCGACAACCUCUAUGUCACCACCUACUUCCGCCAGCUCGACGCCCGGCGCUGGAAGCAGAAGAAGCGUACAUUAUUGCCCCUGCGCCGGGCCGAGGUCUCUGGCGUGAUCUUCCCCUGCAGACUGGCCAUGCAGCCGCCUGAGCUGAAGAGUCUGAUGCUGGAGCUGCUGGAGUGUGUCCCCCCGCUGCUCUUCCUGCUGCUGGCCUGGGGCCUCGACCACGUCCUCUACACCAUGUUCAGCGUCAUCCGCCACCACUCCUUUGUGCAGUACUCCUUCCACAGCAGCCACCACCUGGAGGUGCGGGUCGGGGGCCGCUCCCUGCUGGCUCGGCUGCUCCGAAGCACCAUCGGCGCCUUGAACACGUCCUCCGAGAUGGCACUGGAGUCGACUAACCUGGCCUGCCUGCCGCAGCCCCAGGCCAUGGCACAGAGCGACUACCUGGCCAGCUGCCUGCCCCUGGGGGCCCUGGUGCUGCUGUGUCUGGGCCAGGUGUAUGCCCACCGCCUGCGCCGCGUCAUUGCUGCCUUCUAUUUCCCCAAGCGGGAGAAGAAGCGGGUCCUCUUCCUGUACAACGAGCUGCUGCACAAGCGUCAGGCCUUCAUCCGGCUGCAGAGGAGACGCAUCACCCAGCAUGCCCGGCGGCACCAGGCCUUCGAGAAGCCCCUGCUGGAGCGUCUCUACCUCUGGUGCCCACUUCUGCGCCGCUGCCUGCGCCGGUACUGCGUGCUGUGCGGCUCGCCCGAGAGCCGCGCCUCCCAGCUGUGCCCGACGCCCACCUGCGGCACCAUCUACUGCCAGCCCUGCUGGAGGGACAUGGGGCAGGUCUGCUUCGCCUGCACCCCCGGCCACGCGUCCCUGUCUGGAGACAGCAGCAGCGAGGAGCAGAUGACCUACACAGACUGAGGCGUGGGGGGCCAGCGGGAGGCUCCUCCCCAGGACAGGG
Messenger RNA from Gopherus flavomarginatus (Mexican gopher tortoise), 1951 nucleotides. RefSeq names its product DC-STAMP domain containing 1 (gene DCST1). NCBI's taxonomy places the organism in Eukaryota, Metazoa, Chordata, Testudines, Testudinidae. Bases 1 to 1911 code for a protein of 636 amino acids. The transcript has 15 exons. Gene Ontology annotation, cellular component: membrane. The record is from RefSeq and is a predicted model, not a curated record.